UCUCACCCAGUGCUCACAGCUCAGCCAUGGCUCCACUCCCUCUAACCAGAAUCCUGCCUCCCAGCUUCCUAGCACAUCUACUGCUAUUCUCCCUAAUAUCACUUUCUGUGUGUGUGGAGUUCACAGAGGAAACGGGCAAACUGGGCAAGAUCAACCUGCUUCAGAGAGGGGGCAACCAGUGGGCUAUUGGUGAGUAGAAUGCUGAUAUUGGGGUCUGUGGGUCACAUCAGGAGGGGGAGUGGGUCUGUUUGGUGGGCUAAAGGUUCAGCUCUACAAAGUCUUCAAAUGAUUGUGAUAGGUCUCAGGUAAAAAGAAAAACAGUCAGUUUGGAACAAAAGUGACAUCUUAUUGUCACCCAGAUUAGGGACAUGUGUAAUGUGCAUGAGGAGGAUUGUAAAAACUCUUUUUGGAAUGUUCAGUGGGAUUAAAGAAUCCUUGAAGAAUAUUUCGAAGACUAAAUGGAUUAUCAGGUUAGUAAACACCUUAAAUCCCACUGCUGCUACCAAUUUAGCUUUUACCCCAGCGAGAAUUAGCACACCCACCCUGUAUCCUGGACACGCGUCAAUUAAAUGUUGUUGGCUUUAUGUAGAAUUCUUAUAAAGUGCAAAUAAAAUCAUUUCAUUAUACAAAGAAGUAGUUUCCCAAAGGAACUGCCCCGAUGAGUUGAGUUUGAUCUUGCAGCAUAUGAAUACUAUACACAUGCUACUCGUUUCAACUGAAACAAUGAAAUACGAAGAUGUGAUAUGUGUUCAAGAAUGCUAUGCGGUUCGAUCAACACUUUAACCCUAGCAGUAAUACUGUAUUCAAAUAUUUUGUUACUGAGACAACUUAGUGACCAGAUUUAAUUUGAGGUUUCAUUUAGUCCCAUCUGAGCACGUCACUCAUAAAAUGUGUUAAAAUGUCGCUUCCUCGUAAAAGUAAAGAGGGCCAGUGAUAGCCAAACAAAAAAUGAUUACAAAGAAAGUGAGCUAAAGACAGCCAGAAAUAGCAGAAAAUAGGGACUUAUUCCAAUAUUAAAUAACAGACUAGCACACCUUUACCCUAAGGAGUCCAGAUUAUUGUCCAGGAUGUAUCCCCAGAUAUUAACACAUUGCUUAACCUAUAGAACGGGUCAUUCUCAUUGUACAAACAUUGCCCCAAAGAAUGUAUUCAUACAUAUUAAUGACGGAUUAAUUAUAAUCUAAUGUAUACAUAACACCACUAGAAAAGUGUUAAAAUGACCUAAUCUAUUAUGGCCAAGUACCAGACACUUUAUAUGCAGAAUUUACUUCAAGUCAAAUUCCCUCUCUCUCUCUCUUUUUAUAUAAAAGUUGUCAUAUUUAAAACAAGAAAAUACCAAAAUAAGGAGACAUAUAUACACACACACACACACAAUGUUUAAACACCUCAUCUAGGCAAAAAUAAUGGGGGUUAAGUUACAAUUUAUGAUUGAUCAGACAUUGCAUAAGCCUGCCACAACAACAGUGGACCCCAUUCUUGACAGGUGAGGUGAGUUUUAAAUAAAACUAUUACAUUCUGUGAGACUUGAAAUUCCUGUUCAGUGAAUGAGCGAGUGCGUGGAUCUUGUAUAAGAUAUAUAUCUAUGAAAUAAAGCUCCAGCACUCAGUAAUUCCAGGUGCAAUGUGUGUUUUAUUCAGCCAUCCCAAAUGACAGGCAGCAUUUUGACACAAUGUGUUUCUUUGUCAAGGUUUGAUAAAGACAAACAUCGUAUCGAAACGUUGUCUGUAAUUUGGGAUGGCGGAAUAAAACACACGUUGCACCUAGAAUUAGAGUGCUGGAGCUUUAAAUCUUAGAAUUACUUUUGGAACCUUGGAGCAAGGACUUUUACUCAUGGCACAGGUACCAAAAAUCUUGGAGCUUGAAUAGUGCCUCUCCUAUGUACUUAGUUUUGAUCAGGUAUCUCAAACAGUCAUGCAGGUUUUGUAUAAAUAAACAGUGGUAUUAUGAGGUGUGUGGAUAUUAAAUGGCUCAGUGUUAUGUUAUUACUCUCAUAUUUAAACAGCAGCAGAAAACCCCUCCCCUGCUCACCAUUUCAUAUAGAAAAGGUUAAACUUAUACACGGUCAUUAACAUAUAUAUUACAGCCCGACCUACCUGCCUAGCAGCUAAACACUAAACUGUGAGUUCAUUGAUUACACAGCGUCACUACUCAUGGGGAAUAUCUCCCAAAACAGCUGUGUCCUGACCUUUGCCUACACACAGGAUUUCUUAUUCAAAUUAUUUAAAGCAAUUUAUUGCAUAAGAUCAAGAGAUUAAUUAAGAGCUGGGACUCAAAGAGUGUCUGCAUUCACACGCCAACUCCAAAGGGUACCCUAAACUCACAAUGGCAUAUUUUAUUAAGUUUAAAAACAAACAAGUAUUGGUGACACCAUUGCUGUGAGGUGUGGAUGAUUGUAAGAAUCUUAUGGACCUUCCAGCAGAUGCGAAUUACAUAAUAUCAACAUAACUGGUUGUUUGGAGUAAAAUAUGCUCUACAUUUGCAAAUUUAUUAGAUCACAUAGUUUGAUGCAGUGUGACAUGAAUAAGUGCAGGAUUUUAUUCAGAUUUGAAUAUUUUGCCUAUUUGUUAUGUUUACAAGACUUUAUAUAGUCAUAUUUAUGUUGAAAUAUUCACUCAGGUCUACGACCAAUGAACAUCUCUAAAUUGCUUUCGACAUGUUAGUAAUUUUUAUACACAUUAGAGAAUAGUACAUAAAAAAUGCUAUUGAUUUUACAUGCAAUCAAUAUUUUAAAAUUGAAAGACAGGGCAACAAUAUUGAUUGCUAUACAGACUUGAUCUGUUUCCUUACAACAUAUUGUAGUUUAAUUAACAAAUCAUGGUGUAUUAUAUGGUGUGUACUCAUGUAGUGACACACAGGUGAGAAGCCAUGUUAAUCAGUGCAAACACUAUAUUCAAAUACAUUAAAUGAAGGGGAUGCUACUGUAUUACUUAUUGCAUCUGUAUAACAAUGUUCGGUACUGUGAGAAUUAACCAUCUAUAACUAUGUGGAUUUGUAUAUAAUGUUAGGGAUGUGCAUGGCAAAAUUAUUCGGCUCGGUUAGGCGUUUCAAAAUUCGGGACUUCGGCAAUUCGGAAGCAUUCGAAUGUCCGAAAUUCGUCCAAAUUUCCAUUUGGACCAAACCGAAUUGCACAUGUCUAUAUAAUGUUAAUUUUUAGAGUAAUUUCAUUAAUAUAGAAGAUGUAUCACACUUUAUAUUUCUCUUUAAACUGUUAACACAAAAUAUACAAUUAUUUUGACAUAUCAAAAACAAAUUCUCAUAUAAAAAAAGGGUAAGAGCUUAUAUGAUGAUAUAACUAUAAAUUCCAUAUCAUUUUUUAAACCGAUAGUGAAGUUCUUUUUGUAUCUGUAUUAGGCUAGUAAUGCAAAAUUUAUAUAAAAGUGUAUUGCGAUAUAUAUUAAUGUGUUUAUUGGACUAUAAAGAAGUAUGAAAUAACAAGCAUUUAGGAAAAUUUCCUUUUAUCAAGUCUAAAAGAAUUAGAUAAAGAGAGCAAAUCCUGAAAAUCAUUUUUCUGAAAAAAAGGGUAUUACAAGAGUAUUCAAUAUUUUAUAUUAAUGUAUCAACAUAUUAAGGUAUUAAAUAAUCCCAAUCAUACAGGAGAUAUAAAUUUUAUAUGUGCUCGGCAGGUCUUGCAAUAAUUCAAUUACGCUAACACUUUAAAGUAAUGGUGUUUAUAUGUCUUGUGUGUUUAAUUAACAAAUGUUUUUUAAGAUUAAAGUUAUAUUUGGUGGUGCAGAGAUACACAUUAUCUAGUAACCAACGUGCAAAAUGCACGAACUAUAGAUGAAGAGAGAAAAAAUAAUAAUUGUAAUUGCACCUAUGGUUUGCCUUUCAUCUGGAGAUUUUUGACGUACGAUCUGUUUUUGCGCUAUAGGGCAAGUUAGUAAAUUAAAUAUACAUGAUUUUGUUUCUUUAGUGUGUGUCAGAUUUUCAUUCAAGUGCUGGACGUCUGAACCCAAUGGAGCAAGGAAUCCAGGGAGGUUGCAUUUUGGGUCCAGAGUGAACCAAUAUUUCUGUGUCUUAAAGGGAUGUUCACUAUAGUGGGAAUUGUUGGGGAUUCAAAGUGAAUUUUAAAUUUAAGCCAAAGUAGUCAAACUGUAAGCCUAGAUUUUUUUUUUUACGGUUCAGCUAGUUUUGCUUUAAUGUGAAAUUCACAUUGGAUUCACAACAAUUCUCACUAUGGUAGAAAACCUUAUUCAUGUCGAAUGCUGUUCGACACUGAUGUCCUCUUAAAAGAACGCUAUAUCUUCAGGAAUUCUAAACUGUAUUCCUAACACUGUAGUGUCUCUCUGCCUUAAAGUUAUCGUCUAUCCAUUCCCAUACCCAUUUUGUUUUCUGGCAGCAGCCGCAUGCAAGACAUUUUACAAUCCCCAAAUCUGCCAACUUUGAGGUUGGGGUGGGGCCAACUAGAGGUGGCCUGUCUUUCCUGUGCCCGGGGUGAGAGGCUUUCCAUACACCCAGUGGCGUACACACAACCCAUGGGGCCCUGGUGCAAAAACUGACCCGUGGGCCCCCCCGCACGCUUACUCUGCACGUGCUGGGGCCGCAACACAUGGCGGCGGGCACCUGGUCGCAGGGGUUGCAGAGCUGCGACCCUUGUGACCGUAGUGUGUACGCCAGUGCAUGCAGAUACACAUACACUUAAUGGACCACUACAGACACCCAGAUCACAUCAACUCAAUGAAGUGGUCUGGGUGCCAGGUCCCUCUAGUUUUAACCCUGCAGCUGAAAACAUAGCAGUUUCAGAGAAACUGCUAUGUUUCACUGAGGGUUAAUCCAGCCUCUAGUGGCGGUCUUAUUGACAGCCGCUAGAGGAGCUUCCGCGAUUCUUACUGUGAAAAUCACAGUGAGAAGACGCUGAACGUUCAUAGGAAAGCAUUGAGUAAUGCUUUCCUAUGGGCGGUUUGAAUGCGCGCGCGGCUCUUGCUACACAUGUGCAUUCAGAGAGACGGAUCGGGCGGAGAGAUUCCUAGCGCCAAGGGAGUCCGGCGCUGGAGAAAGGUAAGUGCUUAAGACACACACACACUCUCACAAACAGAGGCAUACACACUAGCUAACAGACAGACAGACACAUACACACUCACUUACAAAACACACACUCACUAACAGACGCACACAAACUAACACACUCAGUAACUGACACACACUCUAACACACACACACACACUCUAACACAAACACUAACACACACACACUCUAACACACACACUAACACACACACACACUCUAACACACACACACACUUUUUUUUUAUUAUUAUUUAAUCCCCCCAGCCUCCCUACCUUUUGGAGAGCUGAGGGGAUUCCCUGGGGUCCAGUGGUAUCACAGGGCGGGCAGGCAGGCUGGCGGGCGCGCGAGGGAGCACUCUCCCCUGAGUGCUUCCUCUUCAGCUCCCUCGCACGUCGCGUAGGGAUGCCGGCGCCGGAAGAUGACUUCAUCUUCUGGCUCCGGUAUCAGUGCGGUGACACCAGGGCCAGCCUCGGGGGGCCCUGAGGUGGCCAGCUCCUAGGCCCCCCAAGAGAAGAAACUGGCCACACUGGCAUACAUACCGGGUCGCAGGGCGGCUGGGCUACCUGGUGGGCCGGGCCCGGUCACAGCCGCGACCCUGGUAUGUUCGCCUCUGCAUACACCAAACACAGCAGAAUCACUUGUGUAUGGCCUUUAAAGACCUGUACAUUAUAGCAAGUUUACUGUGUGAGUGUACCAGGUAUUGGGGUUGGCUUGCAUACUGGUGGAGAAAUUUGUUCCUCUAUAGGGUGAAGACAAGAGUAGGAGCAGCAGGGAAGGCUUUACAUUUGUUUUUGUUUUUUUUCUUUUCUUUUUUGAGUUAAAUUUGUCAGGAUUGAAUUUGCAACUGUGUCAUUCUGCAGCUGGAACACGACCUGGAAUUAUUUAGAUUUUUUUUCUUUUUAUAAUAAAAACAACACAAAAUUUCAAGCGAUACACCAUGUACCAUAAACAAAAGUAGACAGCGGUUCCACAAAUCAUGUUUGAUGACUGGAAUUGCUGCCCUAAUUGCAGAAACGGCAUGCCCCAUAUAACCCUGUGAGAUGAGUUAAUAUGUUGCUUUUUAUUUUUGGGAAAAAAGAAUAUAUAACACCUUCAGCAUGCAGUGUAAGGAGCAGUUGCAUGAUUUUUAUUAUUUCAGUUUUCUUUUCUUAUGUCCCUUGUAUCUUCAUAAUUAUACUACUCCUUGCCACUUGCCUUUUUUCCUAUGUCUAUAAAUCUAUAUAUCUUUUUGUCCUUGCACUGGUUGUCAAUAUCCAGGUUUCACAAUUUUGUUUUCCUCUCUCUGCAGUUUGCCCUUCUGUUGCAUUGAUGGAUUGUGGGUAAACUAGUUUAGCACCUGUAAUGGAACUUUAUUUAACCUCUGCUCAUAACUUGCCAGAGAUCACGUCUCUCUUGGCUACAUCAUUGUUCUUGCUCUGCCCCCACCAUGCCAACUCCAUCCUCCAAUACGUCAACCAGUUCCUCCACAUAGAGCCCGCCAUCUUGGAUGGCAGAAUGACCGCUGCGGGUUUCCCAGGUGCUGAGGCUGCUAAUUGGGAGCAGAAGCCACAGACACAAUGACUUCCACAGACCAACCUCCAGGGCGUCGCGGGUGCCUAGGACAGAGGAAUACCAGGCUUUUUUUGUGACAGUCCAUGAUGUCUUCAGUUUGCCCUUCUGUGGGAUUAUUUUGCCUGAUGGAUUAUGGGUAAACUAUUUUAGUACUGAAAUGGAACUUAGUUUAACCUCUCCCUUUGUCAAAACUUAACAAAUAUAAUGAAAAAAACAAGAAUAUUUAUCCACCUAUCUACACCCAAAAGUGCUAGGUGAAAAAAAAAAAAAACAAGUGAAAAUCUACUUAGUUCCUCCCGCCCCACCACGUGCUCCCUUGAUCCUAUUCUCUCGCAUCUCAUCCAUACUAUGUCUCCUUCUCUUGGUUUGUCUCUCACUAAAAUUCUAAAUCUGGCAUUUUUCCAUUACCCUUCAAACAUGCAACUGUAACCCCGAUUCUAAAAAAGCCCAACCUUGACCCUAACUCAAACUACCGCCCUAUCUUGCUACUGCCUUUUGCGUCCAAGAUCCUUGAAAGACUUGUGUAUGUGAGACUGACAGACUUCCAAUUCUCUGCUCAACCCACUUCAGUCUGGUUUCCGCGCUCAGCACUCUGUGGAAACGGCUUUUACCAAAGUAUGAAACAAUCUACUUACUGCAAAAUCUCAUGGCCUACUCUAUCCUAAUUCUCCUUGACCUUUCCGCUGCUUUUGAUACAGCUUCGUCUCAUCCUCCGUAAUCUCGGUCUAUGAGAUAUUGCUCUCUCCUGGUGCUCCUCCUACCUCACCCACCACCUUUUUAGUGUUUCUUUCUAUGGCUCUGCCUCUUCCUCCCAACCUCUCUGUUGGUGUCCCCCAAGGUUCAGUCCUUGGUCCCCUACUGUUCUCGAUCUAUACUGCCUCCCUUGGUAAAUUCAUCAGCUUCUUUGGCUUCCAAUAUCACUUCUAUGCAAAUGACAUGCAAAUCUAUCUGUCCUCCCCUGAUCUCUCCCGCCCCUCUUGACUAGUGUCUCUGACUGCCUCUCUGCUAUUUUGUAAUUGGAUGGCUGCCCACUUCCUUAAGCUCAACUCCCUCAAGUGUUGCUACUCCCGUUUCUGUCACCCUCCACGUUAAUGGUGCUACCAUCAGCUCCACCACGCAGGCUCACCGCCUUUGACUCCGACCUCUCCUUCACCCCUCAUGUCCAGUUGAUUGCCAAAUCCUGCCUCAAAAACAUUGCAUGUAUCCACCCCUACUUAACGCCAGAUGCGGCAAAAGUGCUGGCCCAUGCCACUGUCCUCUCUCACCUUGACUACUGAAAUCCGCUUCUCAGUGGUCUUACUUGCUCCCAACUGGCCCCAUUGCAGUCGAUAAUGAAUGCAGCGGCGAAGCUCAUUUUCCUUUCCGCCCGCACCUCCCACGCCUCACCCCUCUGUCAGUCCCUGUAUUGGCUUUCCGUAAGAUAUAGGGCUCAAUUUAAAAUGCUUGCUUGCUUUCAAAUCGCUACAUAAUGCUACUCCCACCUAUCAAUCCUCCCUAAUACACAAGUAUGUCCCGUCUAGGCCCCUACGCUCUGCUGAAGACCUGCGUCUAUCCUCUUUUUGUACUCCCACCUCUGAUGCUUGCAUCCAAGACUUCUCUAGGGCUGCACCGUUCCUGUGGAACUCCCUUCCCUCUUCAGUUAGAUGCUCACCCAGUCUCCACUCCUUCAAAAAAUAAUUUUAAAAAAUCACUUUUUUCACAAAAGCGUAUCAAUUAAACUGUAAAUGGCUAAAAAAAACUAAACCACACUAAGUCUUCAUUGAAUACUAUUCUACCAAUCUUCUUCCCUAAUACUACCCUUACCUUUUGUGUCACUUUGCCCCACUCCAUCUGGCAUGUAAGCUCAUUGAGCAGGGCCCUCAACCCCUCUGUUUCUGUGAGUCAAACUUGUCUGGUUACAAAUACAUGUUUGUUAGUCCAGCCAUUGUAAAACGCUACGAAAUUUUCUGGUGCUUUAUAAAUAUAAUAAUAAUAUCAACAUAAAACAUAACUUAGAAAUUAACAGCUUCCCAAGAUGGCCUUCCCGAUUGGCUUCCACAUGGUUACAUAUAUGCAAAAUCUGUUUAUAUAUGUAACCAAAUGAGCAUUUAUAAAUGUAUGUAGAUACAUUGUCAGAACUUGCCAGAUAGGACAAGAAUACCAGCAGCAGUAGUCACUACAUUUUCUUAUGUGAAUUUCAAAAACAAUAACGAUAACGUGAAGAAAAGAUACAAAAAAUAAUUCAUUUGAAAACAACAUCUACAAAGUGAGAGCUGCUUUAAUCUGCUUAUUGCCAACGAUUACCAAUGAUCACACCCGUCAUAAGAAAAAGUAGUCCCUUACUAAUGUUUAAUGUAUGAAUAGAUCCAAACAAUACCUUUGCUAGCAAAAUUAGUAGCCAAUGUAUAGAUAGAAUUGUUUCCUCUUUAAAAAUAGCAUAUGUUAUCAUAGGCAUGACAGGUACUCUUUUAAGAUUGAAGGGAGCCUAUAGUCCUGGAAAUAACAUUGUUUAAUAUCGUUUGAAUCAUUAAUCAUUAAUAUAGGUUUGCUUGUUUUUCGGUCUAUAAGUUCCCUUUAAUCUCCGUAACCAUUGUCCACCCCCAUUUGAUAGUAAAAAUUAAAGUUAAAGGGACACUGUAGGCACACAGACCACUUCAGCUCCCAUCACCCUUAACCCUGCAAGUAAUUAUUGCAGUUUUUUUUACCAGACAACCACUAGAGGGACUUCUGGCUUCUUAGAUGACUUUUGGUCAUCUAAAUGACGCUGGACGUCCUCACGCUCUGCUUGAGGACCUCCAGUGUCACGGGAAUCCCCGUAUGAAAGCAUUGAAUAAUGCUUUCCUAUGGUGAGGUGUAAUGCGCGUGAAUGCGAUGGCGGAUGUCGGCAGGGGAGAAGCGUGGGCAGAACCUGACCCAGCGCCAAAGGACAUCGGCGUUGGAUUCAGGUUAGUGUCUGAAGGGGUUUUAACCCCUUCAGCGACAUGGGAUGGGGCACUCCAGGAUCCUCCAGUGCCAGGAAAACGGAUUUGUUUUCCUGGCACUGGAGAAUACCUUUAACUAAAGAUUUCUCACCGUGUGGACAAGAUAUGCAUGCGCGUCAAACUCAGUGUUUCUCCAAACAAAUGCUGCUAUGAGCAGCAUUUUAUUGGAGGGCAGAGUUUGACUUGGUUCUAGGGUUAAAGCGCCUGGAGUCGCUGUCAGGAAGUUAGCCACUAGAGGUGUGUCUAACCCUUCAAUGCAAAUAUUGCUGUUUCUACAAACUGUUUUAGAUUGAAAGGUUAAAAUGUCACGACCACUGCACCCAGACCACUUCACUGAAAUGAUGUGGUGUGGGUGACUUUAGUGGUCACCUAAUAUUGGAGUCCUCUACACUUUUUUCCUCUACACUUUACAUUUCUGUCAACUUUACAUUGUCUGUCAUAUUAUAUACCUCCACUGUAUAAUUGUACAGCACUAAGGAAUGUGUUGGUGCUGUGUAUAUAUAUAUUAAUAAAAAUAAUAACAGAUCAUUUUUGCCAACUUUAGCUAGCAUGACAAUGGAGAAGGAGGGGUAGGGUAGAGCAUGCCAAAGAGUCAAUUAGAGUCAGUUGUGAUGUGCCCAAGGGGUGUACCAUUCCUGCAUGCAUGAAUACCAGGAUGACAGCCUGUCAGGCAGAGCUGCCAAUACCUAGACUACUGCCGAGGUCUCGCCUAUAAACUCCGAUGCCUUGUGAUUCUUGGUUAGUUCAGUAUUAAACACGCUGUGCUGCACUUAGCCUUAAUCUGUCCAACAAAUUCUGACAGAUCUGUGCUGCCAAUUUAUCAAGAAGGUUUCUGUGUUGUGUAAAACACAAUUAUGUGACUUUAUAUUUCUUUUUAACAUUAUUUAUAGUUAUUUUGUUUUCAUAUAAAAGAGACAAAGUAAUAAAAAAAAAGAUGCAAUGGAAUACAACACAGCAAAGCAUCAACCAUUGUUACAACAAUUAACAGAUAUUGCGAAACGAGUCAGCCUGAUACAAAUUCCACCAGAACAUCUAGUGCAGUUGACAGUGUCAUAAGCAGGGUACUCAAAUUCUUUAGUCAGGCUGUGCACAUUAUCUAGCGUAUUAAGUUGCUUAUACUUAUCGCUACUCCUUAAAGUGACGGGUUAUGCAAGAAAAAUAAGUCAAACACCAAUAGGGAAGGGUAAAAGGGUAAUGGUCGUGGACCAGCGGAGCUAGCAUUAAAAUUAAGUGUUUGGCUGUAUAGGUCCUUGUAUCACUCAAUGGCCACUCUGAAUCCAUAAACUGGUCCAAUUGGAUAUUGGGAAAGGGUAUAUUUCUAAGUAUAAAUAUAUAUAACAUCCAGAAUUUUGCAAAUGAUAAACUUCAAAACCCACAGGUUUAAACGGAAAACCGUCUCUUGUGGGGUUACGGUAUAUGAUUUAUGAACAUACUGCCAAUGAGCCCGAUUUUUGUCAGGUCCAUGCCCUCACAAUGUAUACAUGCAUGAUUAGGUGAAUAUAGCCUAUAUAAAUAUAUUCAUGAGUGUUUCACUAACUUUGCAUCUUUUCCUAAGUUGUGUUUUUAAAACUGUUGUAUACAGCAAACACACUCCAAGAAAUCCAUAUUUAAAAUGUUAUGACCUAAUGUUGACCUAAUUGCAUAUGCCCACCCAGAAUCCUUUGCGGUAGUAACAUCACUGCAAAUUUGUGAUUUCUGUGGGAAAAGUAAGUCUUAUGUCUUGACUGGUGUGCAGAUCUUUGUUUAAUAUUUUAUUGAGAUUAUAUAUAUAUAUAUAUACAUAAUUUAAAAAAAAAAAUUCGGAGUCCUGACCAGCUCCAUUAAGUUUGCAUCUUCCCCUGUAACAGGUACCUCAUGCAAGAGUCCUAGUUAAGCUUGUACUGCAGAAUGUCCCAGGAUGAAGAAAGGGCCAUUUUCAAUCUUAUUGGUAAUAAACAGCCACACACUGUCAUCAUUAACAGCCAGUAUUUUGCAGCGCUAGCUAUUUACCAAGAUUUCCAAACUUGUCGCUAUUUUUUUACCACAACCUCGGAAUUCUGGCGUCCUGGAGACGUAUAGGAACCACUCAACCUUUGGUCAGAUAGUUUAUUAUGAUUUUCCUAUAUACAUCAUAUAUCUAUCUGUAGAUUGUUUGAUCAAUUGAAAGAUAUUUAUUUAUUCAUUUAUAAAAUAUUUUACCAGGAAGGAUACAUUGAGAUUUCUCUCGUUUUCAAGUAUGUCCUGGGUUCACAAAACAUUGCAUUGAUACACUAGGGUACAAUAAAAUACAAAAACAAUAUUAAUACAUAAUGUAUACAAAAUCUAACAUAGAACAGGUAAGAACAUAUAAUCAACCAUAACAUGUGCAUUGUGUAGAGAGGGAUCUCUUAAAGGAUUUUAGGCCUGGGGAAGAUGUGCGGGAGGUAGUUCCAUAAUUGCGGCGCUCUGUAGGAAAAGGAGGAUCGGGCUGCUUUCUUUUUGUAUUGAGGUAGACUAAAUAAAGUGCUGGUACUGGAUCGGAGGUUAUAGUAAGUGGGAACAGCCGGGGAGAGCAUUCUGCUCAGGUAGGGUGGGAGAUUCCCAGAAAAGCUCUUAAACAUAAGGCUGGGAAGAUGAAGGGUGCGUCUGGAUUCCAGCGACAGCCAGUUUAGUUCUUUUAGCAUGUCACAAUGGUGGAUCAUGUAAUUAUAUUGUAGUACAAAGUGGCAGAACGCAAUAUUACUAAUACGAUAUUAAAGAUGAUCUUUACAGAAUUUAUUGGCACCUUGAGAAUGCACCUUAUCUUUCAGAGGAUGCCCUAUAUUAAAUGAAAUGAUUUGGUAUUGAAAGCGUGCUCUCAUAAUUUAUAGUAGUCUGAAAAUGUGACACAUUUGUAACUAACAUAUUAGCCAACGUAUAUCACACUAACCAUAAAGUUUCUACUGUUUUUUACCAGGACAUUUCAUGGGUAAGAAGAGCCUACAGGACUCAUACAGUUUCAGUGACCAAGGAUUAGAAGAGUCGGCCAUCUUUCCUCCACGCAACGUAGAUAGCAUGAGAACGGCCCUACUGCAAGAGCAGCGCAGAGCACAAUCAUCCAGCCAACUGCAAGGCCCACAGGUAUGAAUGUGAAUGUUUAGGUACAGAUUAAAUGGAAGAGGAGAGGCCUGCCCAGGGUUAUUUGGCACCCAGGCUCCAUCACAGCUGUCUGAAGACAUUGGAGUUGCAGCUGUUCAAUAAUAUUGUUGUGUUUGGCUUAAGUCAUAAAAUCAUGAGUCAGUAAGUUGGUAGUAGUUGCUUGAUUGCAGUUGUUCCAUUAAAAUUUUCUGAUAAAUGGAACAAUUGCAAAGCCCUAGUCUACAUAUCCAACCUAUCCGAAGCUCCUUCAAAAAUUUCAGUUAAGGAUUCUACAUAUGUGUGUAUAUGAGGUGAGUUCAAUAGCUCUAUUCUCACUGCUUGAACAUGUAUGUAUGUAUGUAUGUGUACCUUCCAACAUUGGGAACCAUGGAUGUGGGAAGGGGGCAAGGCAGAAGGGAGUAGAAUUGAAGAGCAGGCCCUCCGCACACCCUGGAAAGGGAUAGACAUAUCUGGAAAAGAGUGGCUCUCUUAAAAGGGGCCAUGUCAGCUAGACAAGCACACAGACCAGUCUCAUUCAGGGCUGCUCAUCUGCAGAGAAAUUUGGAAGCACUCGCAUGGGCUCAAUUCCCUGACUGUGUACUAUGGGCAACACAAGAAUGUCUAAAUACGUGAUCAUGCAGUGGUUUCUAGGGACGUGAUUUCUGGUGACCCCAGAAGCAGGGCAUCAUAUAGGAAACCCAGGGUGGUUGGAAAGAACCCGAAAAUCAGGACUGUUUCUCUGAAUCCAGGAUUGUUGAGAGGUAUGUGUAUGUAUGUAUGCAUUGGAUAGAUCAGGGGUAAGCAACCUUCUGCACCAGAUGUGUGGACUACAUCUCACAUAAUGCUUCUACAGCCAAAAUGAUGUCAAAGCAUCAGGAGUGAUGUAGUCCACGAAAUCUGGAGUACCAAAGGGUUGCCUAACCCUGCAAAAGAUGGAUGGCUAGAUAGAUGGAUGGCCGUAGUGCCAAUGUUAAUGAAUACUGUGCCCUUUAUUAAAAUGCUAUAGGUUUGCUUGUUCACAAACAGCUGUUGAGUCUGAAUUUCAACCCCAUGCUAACCAGUAUCUAUGUUUAUUUCUUUCCCAGCGAAUAUUAAGGAAAAUCCUGGAGCAGUAUUUUAAAAAUUACCAGAAGUAAUGAAGAUAUCGACCCUCCUGUACAUACAAAAAUAAAAUAUAUAUAUAUAUAUAUUUGUGCCUGAGAUACAGAACUUAUUUCAGACAUUCCAAAGGCUAUUGUUUACAAAUGAAAUCAUUUAAAAAAAAAUAAUGAAAUGGAAAUGUUUCCACUCAUAUUUUGAAUGUAAGAUUCUUUUUUUAAUGUUAAUGUAAUAACUAUCAUCUCAAGAGUAUGUACGGAAUAUUUUUCUGCCAUUUUAUGGAGUGUUCUACACAAACCUGUGAAUAAACGACAUUCUUUGCA
Pelobates cultripes (western spadefoot toad) is the source of this 14014-nucleotide messenger RNA. Lineage: Eukaryota; Metazoa; Chordata; Amphibia; Anura; Pelobatidae. The record is from the annotation of a GenBank genome assembly.